UCUGGAUAAGCUGAGUCACUCAUGCAAUCAAGGCAAAUGGGGCAUGUUGGGUCUGGACGCCUCUCGGCUGCCAUGAUUGCGUUUUAGCUGCUGCUAUCACCUUGAACAAGAUCAAAAUUGCAUUAAGAAAAGCCACCAGGUGAAUCCAUGCCCUCCUUCACAGGCAUGGUAACUGCAGUAAUUGUCUUUGCAGCCUCCUAAUUGCAGUGAGAAACAUAGUUUUGUUAAUCAGUCUUCUUAAAAUCACCUUCACAUAGUUACAAAUUUAAAAGAUGUGAUCAACUAGCUUAUAUGUAAACAUUUAUUUAUGUGUGUAAAGCAAAACACAAGUGUUAACUCCCUUAUCUUUCAAUCUGCCAACCUGCAAAAUACCAUAGUGAUAAAAGUAAGAUGUGUGCAAGUAUAAAAAAAUCAUCAUGUCUAAUAAUUUGUGUCUUUAAGUGUUAAAUCCAACCAGUUUCCUUCCAGUGUUUCAUAGCACUUAUUUUUAUGUCAAUUUAUCCACAGAGGUAGGUAGUAUUGCAAUAUUACAACUGCCUUUGAAAACCAUUAUAAGAGUGAAGCUUUGUGGUCUAACCUGUCAGUCUCUAGUGAUUUAGAAAAAAAUUUUGUUUUGGAAUAAUCAAAACUCAGUCAAAAAGGAAAGCAGUAUGAAUGCUGCUGCCAUCAAAGUGUGCACAACAAAAAUGAUUUCAUAUGUUGAGUCCGCAAUUGAACAAUUAAGCAGGUGGGUGUCAUGGCAACCAAACAAACAUAGUCACAUGACUUCUACAAGAGGCUUGAAUACAGAAUUUUUAAAAAUAUUUUAAGAAAUAUUUUUUUUUAAAAAAAGGGAAUUGAGAAUCAAAAGUGUCACUAUCCAUCAAUCCCACAAACUUGAUAACUUUUCAUUUUUAAUGAAAUCUUGCUAACUACAGCGGCAAUAUUGGAAAUAUUGGCAAUAUAUACCAAUUUUAUAACCAAGUUUUGUGAACUAAUAAUUAGACUCCUAAUUGCCUUCAGAUUAAAAGGGAAAUGCGGUAUUCUACCCUAUAUAGGUACUUUUUAAUAUCCUUAGAAUGUAAAACAAGUCUUUUAUAGCAUUAUCUUAAACCUAUCUAGCUGCAAAGGUAAAUAUAAAGCAUAGAUAAAAUGAAAAAAGUACAAUGUGUGUAAGUAUGGAAAAAUCACAUAAUUUUUUUUCUAAAACGCAGUUUAAAUGUAAACACUUUGCCAACUGUUUCACAGCAAUGAUGUCACUUUUACAUACAUCUUUAAGUCGACACAGGUAGUCGUCACAAAUAGUCUUGCUAUUUCACGGCUGUUUUUUGUCACCUGAAUUAAAAUAAAGUUGCAACCGGCUAAUUUCGUAUAAUUUCGAGAAAAAAAAACGUACACAUUCUGCUUUCUUUUAACUAAAACAUUACUCCUGUAAAGUGUGUCCGACUAAAUGUGAUUUCAAAUGUUGAGUCCGAACUGAACUGACGGGACAGUGACGCUGACGUCACAAUGUCCUCUUAUGACGUGUACAAUUCAAUUUCUGCCGCGAGAGAAUCCUGAGCAAAAACGCGCUUUUUCCUCGUGAUCAUGGGAAAAAAUAUAUAUUUUAAAAAUCUGAAAUGAGAAAUUUACCAUAGACCUUGACAUUCUAUAUAGUAGACAGAGUGUUGUAUUCUUAAUUAUACAUGAUAUGGAUAUGGAGACAGAUUUUCUGUCCAGUAAUUAAAAAGCGGACAAUUUUACCAAACUGAAUUCCACGGGUGUUCGCAGACAAAGUCGUUUUAAUUUUUUCAAACUUUUCUCAACGCAUGUAUUUCUAAACCAAAAGCGGUACCUCGGGAGUCCCUGCAGGGGGCGCUAAGAAACAACGCAACCUUUUUCGCGUGCGCGCCACUUGUUGCUCUUCUCGCAAUAAACUGGAAAUUGAUUUGCUUUUAUUCUGGAGUACACUCUUAAGUAAUGCUUAUGACUAUUUACACAGCCAGUUUAGUGAUCAUAUAAAGAUAUAUUGGGAGCCUUUUAAUUAAAUGGCAUUAAAAAAGUAGUGAGGUGCUGGAUAUACUUUUUCAUUUUACUGCAAUUUAAGCGGGCAAAUUGUUUACUAGUAAUUGCAUCUGUCUCUGCUUGAUCAAGCCCAGUGACGUCAUGUAGUGGGGGGGGGGGCAGCUUGACUGGGGCAGGGGGGUUGGAGGGUAAACUGGCUUUGAGCCUGGGAUUGCAGUCCUAUUCGUCCAAACCUUGACUGAAGACGGAUUUACAGUCUGUUGUUGGCUGUUUCACCAGGGCUCCUUUCUGGAUGUAGGAAAUUAAAAAAUGCAGGGAUGUUAAAAUGUUCUGGAGAAGAAUGUGCCAUCCUUGUGCUGCCAUUUCUGUGUUAGAUCUACUCAUUGCAGCUUCGCUUCUUCUGCUGGAACCAUGCUCGGCUCAGGUGUACAACCUCAGCCUCUCGGUUGAGGAAGGGCUGCCAGCUGGGACUAUUGUGGGAGACCUGAGAGCCCUGCUACCUGAAGAGACUGCCAGCAGUGGAUUCUUCAUAUCAGAGAGCAGAGAAUCGUAUGUCUUCAAAGACCUGGAGAUAGACGGAGACACUGGAAUAAUAGCGACUGCUGUGGUACUGGACAGGGAGAGCAGAGAUAGGUAUGAGUUUGUGGCAGCCACCUUAACAGGAGACGUGAUCAAGGUGAAGAUUGAUGUAAGGGAUGUAAACGACCACUCUCCCAUCUUUAGAAGGGACGUUGUGAGUUUGAAUAUUUCUGAGCAGAGUCCCCCUGAUACGAGGUUUCAGUUGGAAGGGGCUCAAGAUGAAGAUGAAGGUGAUUUUGGGACUCAGGGGUACCGGAUCACAAGCAGUACAGCUGGGGAAAUUUUCAAGGUUGAGAACCGGAACGGUGGGGGCAAUUCCUUCAACCUGGAUUUCAUUCUCUCGGGGAGACUGGACCGAGAAGUGGAAGAUUUUUAUACUUUUAUUAUUGAAGCUUUUGAUGGUGGAGUUCCACCUAAGACAGGGAAGCUACAGGUGGAGGUGCAUGUCUUGGAUGAGAAUGAUAACCCGCCAGUGUUUAAUCAGAGUGAGUACAAAGUGCUGGUUUGGGAAAAUGCCCCACUACUGACUGCAGUCUGCCAAGUUUACGCCACUGACCUGGACCUUGGAAAUAAUGGGCAAGUGACCUAUGAAAUCAGUCGGCGCCAGAGCGACCCAGAUGAGGUCUUUGUCAUUGACAGCACCACCGGGCUGAUUCGUGUGAACAAAGCACUGGAUUACGAGAGUCAGCCUCUCCAUGAGUUGAUCAUCAGAGCUCAAGAUAACGGGAUGCAGCCGGAAUACAGCAGUGCGUUUGUAGUGGUGAAGGUUCUAGACGUCAACGACAACAGCCCUACCAUCAAUGUGAUGUUCCUCAGUGAGUCCAGUGAUGGAGAGGUCUCGGAAGGGGCCGGCAUGGGACAGUAUGUGGCCAGAAUCUCAGUGUCAGACCCUGAUUUAGGAGAGGCCAACGAGAUCAAGGUGUCCCUGGAAGGUGGAGAUGGGAAAUUCACACUUAAACCUUCAGAUGAUUUCCUCUUUUCCCUCUGUGUGGAUGGCGAGCUGGAUCGAGAGCAGGUAGACAUGUAUGAGCUGAAGAUUGUGGCCUCUGACUUUGGAGUACCUCCUCUGUGGAGUGAGAAGACAUUUUUGAUCAAAGUGAGCGACGUCAAUGAUUCUCCACCAGUGUUUGAUCAGGACAUCUACGCUAUGAACAUCUCUGAGGAUGUUCUCCCAGGCAGUGCUCUCUUGAAAGUCCGAGCCAAAGACGUGGAUGAGGGACUAAACUCGGCCGUCCAUUACUCACUUGAGAAGCUGGAAGAUGGAUACCUAGUCAGCAUUGACCCCAAGUCCGGCUUCAUCACAACUGUAGCCCAUUUGGACCACGAGAAGGAAAGUGUAAUCCAUGUCUUGGUGGUUGCUGUAGAUGGAGGGAACCCUCCCUUAUCCAGCACAGCCACUGUCAUUGUCCAUGUGGAGGAUGUCAAUGACAACGAACCGGUCUUUGAAAAACAACUCUAUAACAUAUCUGUUCCUGAACACUCGCCAGUUGGAAGCUGCUUCCUUCAGGUCUCUGCGGCAGAUGCAGACGGCGCCGAGUUUGGCAGGGUGCGAUAUUCCCUCGUCGAUGGGUUCGACAGGUAUGACAAGCGCCACCUCUUUGACAUCAACCCUGAGUCUGGUGACAUCUGUGUGGCGCGAGACUUUGACAGAGAGGCAGGGCACGUGGACCGCGAUGUCCUGGUGAAAGCCGAGGAUCAGGGAGGUCUCAGUUCCCAAACAUAUGUCCACAUAGAGGUGGAGGACAUCAACGACAACCGGCCGGUGUUCAACCCAGAGAGGUACGUCACAAGCAUCAGCUGUCACACGCCUCCAGGCACGGAAAUCCUGACCGUCAUCGCUGCGGAUGCGGAUUCUGGGACGUUCGGACACAUCUACUACGACCUCGUCCCCGGUGAUCUGUCAUCUCAUUUCGUGGUGGAUGCCUCCACAGGGUCCAUGUACCUGGCCUCCCCUCUCAGCCACCUGGGCACCGCCAGUCUCAAGCUGUCCGUUUCCGCCCGCGAUGGCGGAGGCCUGAGCUCCCCCCGCCCCGCCGACGUCACGGUCAACGUCCUGCGCGGCGCCCCGGCUCCCGCCAUCUUCCAGAGGUCCCGCUAUUUGUUCUCUGUGUCCGAGGAUGCCCCGGCGGGCACCCCCGUGGGCAGGGUUCAGGCCUCCGGCUCCAUCGAUGGGGUGGAGCGUCUGUCCUACGAGAUCUCCUCCGGCGACCCGCUGGGGCACUUCCAGGUGCACCCCCAGUCCGGACUCCUCAGCACCCGCCGGACGCUGGAUCGCGAGUCCCAGCCCUACUUCCUGCUCGUGCUGCAGUCCUACACCAGUACCUCGCCCAUCUACAGCAGCGCCCAGGUCAACGUUUCCGUGUCCGAUGUCAACGAUAACCCGCCUGUCUUCUCCCGCGACCAAGACACCAUCUCUGUCUCGCUGGGCACGGUGCCUGGGAUUGCGCUUUACAUCGUGCACGCUCAUGACAGGGAUGCCGGCGCCAACGCUCGGGUUCGCUACUCCUUGCUGGGUGGCAGCGCAGAGCCCUUUGUUGUCGAUGCCCGCCUGGGCACUGUGUUCCUGAACCGUAGCCUUGCGCAAGAUGGUCCGACCACCUAUUCCCUCCGUAUCCAGGCUGAGGACGAGGGCACACCCGCGCUGGCUUCCGUCAUGAUGCUUUCUGUGUCUGUAGACGGUGCCGCGUCGGAGGAAGGGCUCGCCUUCGAAACGCUGGUGUAUCAGGUGGAGAUCAGUGAGGGCGCCCAAAGGGACAGUAGGGUGAUCCAGGUACGGGCUCACGGGCAGGGCCGCCACACGUCCUCCGGAGUCUCCUACUCCCUCCUUUCUGCCUCCCGGGUGCUGCCUUUCAGGAUUCACGCAAAGAGCGGCUGGAUGGUCCUGGACCAGGUCCUUGAUUACGAAUCGGUGCCUGCGUACCGCUUUCGUGUGGCGGCCGCUAACAGCGAGGGCACCGCCACAGCCACCAUCAUCGUCACGGUGCUGGAUGAGAACGACAACGCCCCCGUCUUCACCCAUGGCUCCUACUUCUACACCAUCCAAGAAUCGUCCUCUCCACAGGGCCUGAUGGGCACCGUCAGGGCCACAGACAGAGACUCCGGAAAGAACUCGCGGCUGUCUUACGUCCUACUGUCCGAUGGGAAGCACUUCCGCAUUAACCCAAACACAGGGGAGGUUAUAAACUGGGUGGCACUAGACCGUGAGCAGCACACCCAUCACACCCUGGAGAUCCUGGUUACAGACCACGGCUUCCCGCGCCGCAACGCCACCUGCCGCGUCCACGUCCUUGUCACAGACGCGAACGACAACCCGCCGCAGUUCACUCACCUGCCCCCAGGCAGGGAGAUCAGCGUCCAGUUUUGGGCCGGCUUGCCUGCCGGCUCCAUGGUAACCACGACAUACGCCAAAGACCUUGACGCCGGAGAGAACGGAACUGUCCGCUACUCUAUGACAUCAGAUGAUGGUCUGGGGCACUUCGAGAUCGACAGCGCCAGCGGGGAGAUCCGCAGCACAGCCCGUUUCUCGAAACACCCCGGAAACCACUACACUCUCGCCGUUGUUGCUUCGGACAACGGGCCGUCACCCCUGGAGAGAACGGCUGUCAUUCAUGUGCAGGUUCUUCCAGAUGAACGAAGGAUCAUUCCAGCCGAUGGCUGGGACUCCCAGGGCUUCAGGCACUUCUCCGUGAGGGAGGACGCGAGGCCCGGUACGGUCGUGGGAUCCGUGGAGCUGCCCGAGGGCCGGCGUGGGAAGAUGCGCUACUCCAUCACCGAGGGCAACAGCGCCCUCCACUUUGGGAUUGACACCACCUCUGGCGACAUCUAUGUCCGUCAGCAACUGGAUUACGAGUCCACCCCGCGUCACCUCUUCUGGGUUCGAGCAGAGCACAGCGGCCAGGGACUCCUGCUCAACCGCUCGCUGCUCAUCAUCGUAAGCAUUGAGGACGUCAAUGACCACGCCCCUUGGUUCCCGGAUCACAUCAUCACAUUCGGGCUGGAGGAGAACGUACCCGUGGGGACACGCGUCUAUACAUUUAAUGCACGAGACGGCGAUGGCAGCGCGGCCAACAGCGCCCUACGUUACUCCGUCACCUCUGAGCCAGCGGUGCCUUUUCUCAUCGACCCGGUCAACGGCACGCUGACAGUCAUCGGGCCCAUCGACCGGGAGGCGACCGAGAGCUUCACCUUCACGGUGACCGCCACCGACCAGGCGGAGGAGUCCUCACGUCGUAAGCAAGCCUCGCUGACUGUGCAGGUGCACCUCCUGGACACGAACGACAACAGCCCUGUGUUCGUGUCGACCGCCGAGGCCCAGCUCGCUGAGGACACGCCGCUGGGAAGUCCGUUGCAUCGCUUCAUCGCUAAGGACGAGGACUUGGGGACAAACGGCCUGGUCGCCUACAGCAUUGCAUCUGGAAACGAGGGCGGACACUUCGCGUUAGAGGAGGAAACGGGUGUGCUGCUCCUGGUCUCCUCCCUGGACUACGAGCAAGCGAGCUUCCACACCCUAGAAGUGGAGGCACUGGACAGGGGCCGUCCGCCACGCUCGUCAAUGCAGCGCUUCGCCGUCUCCGUGCUGGACGUCAAUGACCGGGCGCCUGAGUUUGACCGGCACGGGUACGCAGCCGCCGUGGACGAGAACAGAGAUCCGGGAGAGCCGGUGGUCAAGGUGACCGCAAGAGACGGGGACUCAGCGGAAGACACGCUACAGAUGUCUUCCGUACUCGGAAUACUCCAGUGGGCAGACGUGCAUCAGACGUGGGUUAGAUCUGCUACCUUCCACUUGAAUCACCUGGGUUCAUAUCCCCCCUCCUGCUGUAGUACCAUUGAGCAAGCAGCCAACGCCGCCGUGACCUACAGCCUGCUGCCCGGUCCUGGGUACGAGCUCUUCGGCAUUGACCCCCAGGGUGGGGAGAUCCGCACGAGCGCCCGGCUGGACAGAGAGCUGUGGGGGUUCUUCUCCCUGAGAGUUCUGGCUCGGGACAGCGGCUCGCCACCGCUCUCCAGCACGGCCACAGUCCUCUGCUCCGUGCUCGAUGACAAUGACCAUGCCCCGAGCUUCUCACAUUCCUCCUUCCAGACCAGCGUCCCAGAGAACCUACCGCCAGGGCUCAUCCAUGUGGCCCGAGCUGAGGACCCGGAUGCCGGGCUCAACGGCACCAUACAGUACAGCAUCGAGGGAGACUUUGGUGACACUUUUGUUAUCAAUGCCACGACUGGAGCUCUAAGCACCCUGAGGAGCCUGGACAGGGAAGAGAGAAGUUCUUAUGACAUCAUCAUAAAGGCUCAGGACCGGGGCGCGAUACCCCGAACCUCCAGCGUGGCGCUUCGAGUUGUGGUUCUCGAUGACAAUGACAACAGCCCUGUGUUCAGCCAGAAGAGCUACCACACGUCUGUCAGCGAGCGCGUUCCCGUGGGGUCAGAGGUUGUGCGCCUGACCGCCACGGACAGCGACGAGGGCCCCGGUGGCGAAGUUUCCUUCUCUCUCCUGGACGACACACUGGGCGCCUUCUCCGUUGAUGGCCGCAGCGGUUUGGUGAGGACCGCCAGGCCGCUGGACCGGGAGCGCCACGCGCGGUACGCCUUCCGAGCCGCCGCCGCCGACGGCUGCAGCCAGAGCCCGCGCAGCUCCGUCGCCACGGUAACGGUGGACAUUGAGGACAUCAAUGACAACGCUCCUGUGUUCACCCAGAGCGCCGCCACCACCCUGGUCACCACAAACACCCCAGUCAACCGGAUUGUCGUCACAGUGAUGGCUAGCGACGCCGACCGGGGUAAUAACGGGACGGUGGAGUUCAGGCUGUCUGAGCCAGACGCACUUUUCGACAUCGGGCUCCACACGGGGGCGAUCUGGUUAAAGGCUCCCUUGUUAUCGUCCGGUUUCUCCGGCACGAAGCUCUUGCGUGUGAUCGCCUCGGACCAGGGCUCUCCCACCCUGUCCUCUUCGUCCCUCGUCUUCCUCAUUCGCUCAGGAGGAGCAGAGACCGGGCUGCGGUUCACUGAGCAGGACUACAGAGCUACCGUUCCAGAGCACAGCAUCACUGGCUCCAGGGUGGCGACCGUGCUUGCCCGUGACCAAAGCACGGAUCAGCCGAUGAUCACGUACAGCAUUCUUAACGGCAACGAAGAUGGGGCCUUUAGCAUUGACCCACGCGCAGGUGUGAUCUCUGUGAAGGAGCAGAGCCGCCUGGACUUUGAGGAGAAGAAGGAAGUCCUCCUGGUGGUGCUGGCUGACAGCAGGCUCCAGAGCGCCCACUGCAGGGUGACCAUCACGCUGCUGGACGUGAACGACAACGCUCCGGCAUUCGAGCGGAACUACUACGGAACGGCCGUGUGGGAGGGACAGGUCCUCAACACCUACGUCACGCAGGUCUUUGCAGCCGACGGAGACGGCGGUGUCAACGGCCAGAUUGACUACGCCAUCGUUUCUGGUAAUCAUAACGACGCCUUCAUGAUUGAUGCUGAGCGCGGAAUCCUGGCCACGGGUGCUGUGCUUGACCGGGAGAUCAUCUCCUCCUACAAGCUGGUCUUACAUGCCGUUGACAGAGGAAGCCCUCGUCUCACGGGAACGACCACAAUCCAGGUCCGGGUGGCGGACGUUAACGACAACGAGCCGACCAUCCCUCCGAUGGAGCCUGUGGCCAUAGCGGAAAAUCUCCCAGCCGGAUCCACCGUCGCUUAUGUGACAGCCAACGACGUGGACCUCAGCGGUGCUGUGACCUACAGCUUCACGGAGCAGGGCGGCGCGGACGGGAAGUUUGCUAUCGACCCCUAUACCGGACUGAUCACGCUCACCCAGAGCCUGGAUCGUGAGGAGCGUUCCGACUAUGUGCUCAGGAUCUGUGCAUCAGACUCCGUCCACCAGACAGAGGCCGAACUCGAGGUCCAAGUCCUGGAUGUCAACGACAACUCGCCCGUGUUCGCCAAGGCGUCCUAUCAGGUGGUUGUGCCAGAGCUGACCUCGGCUGGUGCCUCCAUCCUGGCCGUGUCUGCCGCUGACCGAGAUGCCGGACUCAACGGCAAGCUCACCUACAGACUUGCAUCCCCUUCAAAGGGCUUCUACAUCAGCCCACACAAUGGCACCCUGUACGCAAACAAACCGCUGAGGUACAUCUCCGGGGCCAGCGUGAUCCAGCUCACGGUGGAGGCCCGAGACGCCGGAGACCCGGCCCUGGCCGCCGUGACGUCCGUGGAAGUGCAGGUGCAGGACAGCAAUGACCACGCCCCGCAGUUCCAGCAGGCCACCUACCAGGUAAGCUGCGCGGAGAACACGACCGUGGGAACCACACUGCUGCGCCUCUCUGCUGAGGACCAGGACUGGUCGUGGGAAAACGCCUGGCUGGAGUACGCGAUCACCGGGGGAAACGAGGAGAGACGCUUCCGCAUGGAGGUGAGCACGGUCCGGGAAGGGCCCUGGCGCAGCACUGCGGGGAAGCUGGUGCUGUGCGAUGCGCUUGACCGCGAAUUGACAGAGAGUUACACUCUGACGGUGACUGCCUCGGACAGGGGACUCCCGCCACUCAGCGGCACAACCGUUGUCACGGUGACGGUGCUGGAUGUGAACGACAACCCGCCAGUGUUUGCCAACUCGGAAUACCAUGUGCGGGUGAGUGAGAGCAGCCCGCCUGGUACCUGGCUGACCCAGGUGGUGGCUCACGACCCAGAUGAAGGAGCUAAUGGCCACGUCCGCUACGACAUCAUCUCUGGGAACAGCAAGGGUCGCCUGAAGUUGGACCAGCUCUCUGGCUCCCUAGAACUGAAUCAGAAUUUGGACUACGAGGAAGACGACAGAUUCGCGCUGACCGUUCGGGCCUCGGAUGGAGACGGGUCGGGCCAGAGGAACCUAGCCUUUGCGGUGGUUUUUAUCUCCGUGUCAGAUGAGAACGACAACUUCCCGCACUUCACGUUUCCGGUCGUGAACUGUCUGGUGAUGGAAAAUCAGCCGGCCUUCUCCCCCGCGUGCACGGUCCACGCGGUGGAUCACGAUGCAGGCCCCUAUGGACAGCUGACCUACGCCCUCCUACGAGAGUCUUGCUCCGUGGACUACAGGAACUGGAGUCCAGAGAGGAAGGAGGCCUUCACCAUAGAUCCCCUCACCGGGGAUAUUCAUACAAAGCAGGUGUUUGACUAUGAAAGAGAACACGAGUUCUGCCUUGUGGUGGAGGCUAGAGAUAGAGGAGACCAAGUGGCUACAGUGAGAGUUCAGAUAGAUGUGGAAGGAAUGGAUGAGUUCAGCCCCAUCUUCACUCAGCCGCGGUACCUCUUCCAGUUGCCGGAGAACGCCAAAGCGGGCCAGAGUAUAGGUCAGGUCAAGGCUAUGGACCACGACGGCGGUCUGGAUGGAGUUGUUCAAUAUUCGCUAGCCAGUCCCUCCCCAUUUUUUUCUGUCAACAGAACAAAUGGUGUGAUCUACUUGCUGGCCACUGUUUACAGGGUUAGGGGAGGGGAGGACUUUGUAGAGAUGUUGCUGAGAGCAAGCAGUCCAAAGGUGGACUCGAGGACCACGUCUUGCCUGGUCACUGUGAACGUAUCCAGCACUGGCAGCAUCCUGCCAGGACUGGCUUCAAACGUUCAGAUCAUCAGUCUAAGCGUGUCUCUGGUAGUGUUUCUCCUGCUCUUCAUCAGCUCCGUUGCCCUCAUUCUGCGGUACCAAAAGCAAAAUGCCGCCGUUAAAAAGGGAGUUUCUUUGACCGCAAAGGUGAACCGCAGCACAGAGACUUUGGACAGAGCCAGCGGUCGCAACACAAGCAGCGUCAGCCUUUGUGAUAUGAAGGGCUCUGUGGACGUGCGGAUGAAGAGGGAAUUCUCAAAUCCCUUCAGGAAUUCGGACUCCAGCGGGAGGGGUUCUGCCGAGGGGGAGACGGCGGAGGAUGAGGAGAUCAAGAUGAUCAACGAACAUCCGUGUCGGAAGAGCUCUGGGUCGGGUCUUAGCGACCGGGCCUCCAGGGUCCCUGACUCGGGGGUUCCACGAGACUCGGAGCGGCUGUCUUGCCAGUCGGAGGACAGCGACCCAACAGGGCUGACUGCUGCUGGUGUGGGGCCGGAGAGCUCCGAGAGCAUCCACACCUUGAGGGAAGAGGGUGGCGGUGAGGAGAUGCUCCCACGCGGAAUCAGAGUGGCCAAAUUGACGGACGGCAUGAAGAGCUACGGCCCCCUGUGCGAGAGCCAGACAUCGGUGGGCGGCUCGCUCAGUUCCCUCGCGUGCACAGAGGAGGAGCUGCGCGGAAGCUACGGCUGGGACUACCUGCUUAACUGGGAGCCGAGGUUCCAGCCGCUGGCGUCUGUCUUCUCGGACAUAGGCCAACUGCCCGACGGGGCUGCGCGGGCAUGCGGCUCGCUGGAGGAGUCGCGCGGCUUCCUUCGCCCGCCACCCCUCAUCACUUCCGUGGCCCAACCAGGCAUCAGGACCGUGCCGCCAAGGAUGCCUCCGAGGGUGCCCGGCCAGAUGGAAACGCUGAUGAGGCGACCAUCCUUCCCCAAGUACACCUACUCGCCGCUGGCCAGGAACACAGGCCUCACUCCGUCCAUCAUGACACCCAGCUUCUCCCCUGCAAUCUCUCUGCUCACCGUACGGACCCCGAACGCCUCUCCGGUGCUUUCAGACACCGGCCUGGGGAGCUGCGGCACGGCAGGGUCACACGCGGAAAUGCAGCUCUAGAUUGCUGAACUAGUGCUGGCUAAACAGACGGAAGUUUAGAUGUCAAAAAGGUACCAGUGUCCUUAUAUCAUAUUUGUAUGUACCAUAUUCGUACACCUUUGACCAGGUUUAACCUGUGUUCGACAGAGACCAGGUUUACGUGUCAUAUCCUCACGUAAAACUUUUCUGUAUGUCGGAAACCGUACUGCGAUAUACAGCUGUCUGACACUGCUUACAGGUUCUCAGUUCACAGGCAUUUGGCACAACUCUUGGGCUAAGGUUCCACAGCGUUCCAGUCCCGAGUCCAGACAAGACCCAACCCCGUCACACAGGAACAUGGUGUUUGUUUAUCGCUACGAGUAAAUUUCAGAGAAGUAUCAGAGAAGUCUGAUCGCGUGUGUCGUCCGCCUGCUGCAGUCUCUUAGAAACCUGUCCGCUUCAAGAGUCAUUUAGUUUUCGCCGAAUGCUUUGGUGAAUAUCCAGUUGUGCGCCGCCGCGUGUCUGGCAGGUCAGGACACGUUUCUGUUUUUCAGUUGUCCAAGCUUUUGUCCCAGACUGAGGCUGGUGAGCAUCGGCGCCGCAGGAUGACCUGAGUUCUUUGUCCGCAAAUACCAGACAAGAACUCGAAACCCCAAGUUUUAUUUCCGGCUCAACGGCUCUGUGUUUCAUUCAUCCGACCGAAGCGUUUCGGGAUGGACAUUUCGUAGAAGGACAUGUAAAAAUCUACUUAUUCAUGCUAUAAGAGUAUUCUGAGCACUGGAGGCAAGGAAGAGAUGCAGUAAUAACACACUUACUGCGCAAAGUGACAUCACACAGCCCUCUGUAGUGAACCCUUUAAAAUAGGUGUGUGUGUGUGUGUAUAUACACAUACAUAA
This is a messenger RNA of Scleropages formosus (Asian bonytongue), 13074 nucleotides long. RefSeq names its product dachsous cadherin-related 2 (gene dchs2). The transcript has 21 exons. Gene Ontology annotation, cellular component: plasma membrane; cell-cell junction. The coding region runs from base 2309 to 12220 and encodes 3303 amino acids. Gene Ontology annotation, biological process: homophilic cell-cell adhesion. Gene Ontology annotation, molecular function: calcium ion binding. The record is from RefSeq and is a predicted model, not a curated record. NCBI's taxonomy places the organism in Eukaryota, Metazoa, Chordata, Actinopteri, Osteoglossiformes, Osteoglossidae.